This is a messenger RNA of Pantherophis guttatus, 7228 nucleotides long. RefSeq names its product family with sequence similarity 110 member C (gene FAM110C). Gene Ontology annotation, biological process: regulation of cell projection assembly; positive regulation of cell migration. Gene Ontology annotation, molecular function: alpha-tubulin binding. NCBI's taxonomy places the organism in Eukaryota, Metazoa, Chordata, Lepidosauria, Squamata, Colubridae. Gene Ontology annotation, cellular component: cell cortex. The record is from RefSeq and is a predicted model, not a curated record.
CAGCUGUGGAGGGGUGUGUACUCAUGCAUGUGUGCAGUUAGAGCGUCUGCAGCAGGCACAGACAGUUGGGCUUGGCCAGAGCGGAGGUGUUUUGCUUUGUUCAGAAAGCACUGAGAAGAAGACAGCAACAGGGGUUGGUUGUUUGUGAGAGGUUCCUCGGAUUGCUUAUCUGGGAAGAAUCUGAGAAAAAGAGAGGAGGAGGAGGUGGGGGGGAAAGAGACUUUGAAUUUUUCUUUCUUUUUCCUGAAGUGCAAAUCAGCUUGGGACACCUGAGCCUGCUAUGCCAACCGAACUCUCCCACAUGGUGAGAAUGCAUGCCAUCUCUGAUUUCCCCUCCUCGCUGACAGCACGGCUUCUCCACAAGGGUCCAGAGUACCUUCGCAAGCAGAUGGAGGCAGCCAACCCUAGCAGGAAGAGCGCCGUGGAAAGGUUGGCAGCAGAUAAGGCCAAGUACGUGAAAAGCCAGCAAGUCAUCAGCAGGAAGCAGGUGCCGGCCAUCACCCUCAGCUCAACUUCUGAGAGUAGCAGCGAGACUUGCUCAGUAGAAAGCAAGAAGGCUGAUCGCUCAAGAGAGGAGAAGGACACGGCAGCCCAAGUUCCCACAGCCACAGAGCUGAGUCCGGCAGCCCUGCAAGACGGCCCUCCCAUUGUGAGGCGCAACAGUGGUAAAAGGCAGAUCCGACCAGAUUCCUUGGUGAUCUAUCGUCAGAAAUGUGAAUUUGUCAGAGGUCAAAGCCAGGAGAAUACUCGUGGAAAUUUGGUCCGGAGGCUGUUCCAGGGUUCCUUCAAGGAAAAACAGCUGAUUUCUGAGGUGUCCAAAGUUGUUCUCAAGGAGGAAACCAUUCCUGAAGUGGAAGGGACUAUUGUGGGCAAAGACACAAGACAUAGCUAUGACCUAGAAGGACAGAAUUCACCCACAAAGGCAAACCCAAUGCCCUUUCUGGUCAGCAAAUGCAAAAAUGCCCUAAAUGUGACUUCAGCACCUUAUGAUGUAAAGGAGAUGAGGCAGAAAGGUCUUCAGAGAUCUCAGUCAGAUAUCAGUUCGCGAUAUUCAAAAUCCUUCUCUGAAUUUGACACUUUCUUUAAGAACUGUGGUCUUGAACCUGAAGUAAUAAAAGAUUUAGGCCAAGAGAAUAUUUCAGUGGCUUCAGACAACUUCUCAUUCCAUCUCCACAGCCUCAGUGGGGCAGCUUCUGAAAGUGACUUCACGAGACACAGCGAUGAAGAUGGACUCCUGGAGGAAGAGCUCACAGAACAGGCGCCUAGUGGCACCUCUGUGGUUGAACGCAAUGCUCGGAUAAUCAAGUGGCUGUACAUGUGCAAGAAAGCCAAAGAGGCUAAUGUGAUGAUGCAAGACUUGGCAUAAGGACUGCUUCCUUCAUAGAGACACCCAGAAUAGAUGCAUUCAAUGAAGAAUGAACACAACAGAGAACGGAUUUACAACAUCCAUUUCCCGAUUUUUUUUCAUUAAAGGAGCAGAAGAAUCUUUGCUGCUUCUUAAAGGAUGUAUUGAACCUGAAGAUCAGACUCAAGAAGUGAAAGCUGAUGCUUCUUGUUGUGGUUUAGAACAGAAAGCAUGAGUCAUGCAUGGACCUCUUUUGAUGUACAUUUUCAUAACAAAGAGAAACCUACAGUUAAUUGUCUCUGAGAGAUAAUUUCAUUGUUUCCAACAAUGAAAAGCAUAAUUUCUGUAUAAGAAAACUUUGUGUGUCUGUGUUUCUGUGUGUGUGAGCAUGUGUGUGUGUGUGUGUGUGUGUGUGUGUGUGUAUCAGUAGUGGGUUCCACUUACCUUCACUACUGGUUCAGAACUGGGAACGUGCGCAUGGCACUUCUGUGCAUGUGCAGAGCAUCCAUGAUGAUGUCCAGGCGGGUGGGCGGAGCCUCCUGCCGCCACCACUACCGGUUCACCUGAACUGGGACAAACCGGUAGAAACUCACCACUGGUAUGGAUGGGUACACUGUAUGAAAGGUGAGAAAGGUACAUGUCCACUUUGUGGCUUGUAUUUAUAAGAUACUACAGUGAUCGAUAUGGAUGGAUAUUAACUUGUGGGACAAGUUAUAUGUCAGGAAACAAUUAUCUCCAAGAUUCUGGUCUAAAUUGCUAAGUUAAUGUUUACAGUGGAAUAGAUAGGGUCUUCUCUAAAUAUAGAAAGCUGCCUUUCAAUUAGGCAGAUUGUCUGUCUGUCUGUCUGUCUGUCUGUCUGUCUGUCUGUCUGUCUGUCUGUCUAGCUAGCUAGCUAGCUACCUACCUACCUACCUACCUACCUACCUACCUACCUACCUACCCUCUCAGUAGUAAUUGAGAUGAUACAUCACAGGAAGCCAUAAUAGUGGUUUUGCCUGGCUUGAAUAUGUUGUGCAAAUUUAGACCUUUGAGUUUAUGGAGCUUAGUGCAAUGUUUGAACUGGAAAGGGCUUAUUUUUUUAAAAAAAAAAUCUAUAAUAUAAGCAUGAGGCAUGAACCUUGCCAGUACUGCCUUCAGCAACUUACACACACUCUAGGAUUUCAGAGAAGAAACUUUGGGGUGCGGUCGUGGGCCUGCCUGCCGCCCAAUUGCUUGACCCAGAACUCUUCCUCCCCUUCCAUUACUUCAGAGUCCUAAAAAAACCCACCCCAAAAGGUUCAGGAUUGUCUCAGAUUAGAAAUAAUGUUACCCCAGAGCUGCAACUGGUAAUCCAAUCCAGUGGUGGGAUUCAACUGUUUCACACCACUUCAGCUGAACCACCUGUUAAAUUGCUGGCUCGCCCCGUCCUGCCCCUUCCAGAAGUCCCCACGCACCCUGUUUUGGCUCCCAGGGGGCUGCAGGGAGGCCUACUAGGCCCAAAACAGGGCAUGGGUGGGCACGGUGCGGUCCCCCAUGGCCCAUUUUUGCUCUCAAGGGGGUGCAGGAGGCCGAGUGCUGCCUGUCACACCCCCUGGGCACGCCCACCAUGGCCAUGCCCACCCAGCUGGUCAUUAGGGCAGAGAACCGGUUGUUAAAUUAUUUGAAUCCCACCACUGAUCCAAUCCCAGUUCUCAUGUCUUAUGUACUAUAUUCAGUUUUAAUGUGCCAUGGUACUAAACAGUCGCCUCCCCCUCCCCUAAAUAAUGGAAUGGUGCUCAUUAUUAUAAAACAGCAUUGCUUUUUUUUUUAAUGGUACAAGUAGGUUGCACGGGCAGAUGCCUGGUUUAAAGAAGCCUGAGGGCAUAGAGCUGUCUUGAGUAGUUACAGUGUCUGUGAGAAGAUGGUUUCUGAUUGUGGUUUUCCAAGUCUGUUCCUCUGCCACCCGGGAAUCGCUGGCUGUCAUUUCUGUAACAGCAAGCAAGCAAGCGCAAACAUGUCUUAACUCUGCUCUUUCAGAAAGACAGAGAAGACGGCUUCUUCUUCCCCAAGUUGGCAUUCUUAUAUAGCAAAACUGGCCAUAUCUGUCUGUCUGUCUAUCUAGGUAGAUAAAUAGAUAGCAAAGUUGACGCUGAAUAACCAAACUUCCCACAGUCAAAAUCAAAAUUAUUAUUAUUAUUUGUCUGGAAAAUGUGGGGCAGUUCUUAUCAUGGAAAUAGAGGCUUGUCUGAACAUUCCUCAUUCCUCAAUAGGUAGCAGCCUUUUUGUCUAAGGCUGGCAUGCACAGACUGGAAGUCAGGAACCCUUUCGUGCUAACAAAACCCUUCAUUCUCCUGUGUGGGAAAAGGUCAGUCUGGGAUUUCAUUCUGCAAUAUUCCCAAGGCUGUUUUGGGUUAGAAUAGAAUAGAGCUGGAAGGGAUCCUUGGAGGUCUUCUAGUCCAGCCCACAAGAUAGCAGUGGGCAAAUAGAAAAAAGGGAUCUCUUUUAAAAGAUUAUUAUCAUUGCAGCUCCAUACAAUAUAAUAUCUUUUUCUUUCUUUUCUCUUUUUCCUGAAGUAGGGGUGGGCAAGCUAUGGCCCCUUUAUGACCUGGGGACUUCAACUCCAAGAAUUCCUGAGCCAGCCAUGUGGCUCAGGAAUGCUGGGAGUUGAGGUCCGCAGGUCGUGAAGGGGCCAUAGUUGCCCACUCCUGGUGUUGAGCGUUAGGGCUUGGGGAAGGUGGGGUUUCAGAGUUUUUUAAAAUUGAAAUUAGAUGAGGAUUUUUUUUUUCUCCUUCCGGUCAACCAUGUCAGAUUCUUGGUGACUGCCUGGAGAAGCCCCCUGCAGUUUUCUUGACAAGAUUUCUCAGAAAUGGCUUGCCUUUGGCUCCUUCUUAAGGCUGGGGGAUGAAUGGGUACUCAUUUUCUUCUUAAUUCCCCCCCCCCAAACUAUAAGAGACUCUUCCACUCUAUGAGGGGCAUCUCUAGGGGCCAUAAAGGCCAUCUCUUCAUACCUAGUUUAUUGCUCAAUGUUGUGAAUAAAUACAGUCACUGUGACUGAUUCAAAAAACCAUGGUUAAACAAACCAAGGAUUAGUACAUGAGAACAUUUAGCUGCCAUAUCUUGCCUGUGGGUUUCCAGAAGUGAUUGAUUAUUGCAGGAAAUUGGAUGCAAGUUUAGAUAGGUAUUUGUUCUGAUUCUACAAAUAUUAACUUUAAUAUUAAUUAUUAUCAAGUUAAUAUAUUAAAAAUUAUUCCAAAUUCCAUUUUUGCUGCAGCCCCUUGAUUUUUCUUCUGUUCCUAUUUUUCCUUCACCUGCACUCCCUCCACCCCCGUUGCCUUUGUGUGUCCUUUAUAUACAUACACUUGAUGUGUGUCCUUUAUAUACAUACACUUCAGUCCCCACCACUGAAAGAUUGCUGAUCCCAAUGGGUAAGAGAGCUCUGUUUAUGUAGAUCUGCAGGCAGGGAUCAAGAAUGAAAUAUUUUUUUUUUAUUUUAAUUUAUUCUGGACUUGGGAAGCUAAACCAGCACUUGAAGUGCUAAUUAAUAGAGUAUAUUGGUCGAAAAAAUAUGGUUGGUAAACAGUAAGUGGCUAUUUUGCUUUUAGUAAAUGCAGCCCAUUUGGGCUCUGGAUGUUUUGAUAAUAUUAAUGAGGCAUUAAAAGAGGUGAGCGUAUGCCCUGUAAGAGAUGUAUCACAAGCAUUUGUCCAUUCCUCUCAGAUCUGCUGUUAACUGCAAAAUAUGUCAUGUAAUUGUAUUUAAAGCUUAGUGCUGAUAAGUCUUUGUGAAAUCUAUUUUUUCACUGUAAUGACGUUUGUUACCAAAAAAAAUUGCUGCUAACAUGGACGAAAUUUAUUACUGCUACGUAUGUAUGUCCUUAUAGUAAUGUGUCAAAGUUGCUGAUCCAAAAGGAAAUCCACUGUACUUUUGCAUUCUUUCUAGAGUAUAAUAAGUUAUUUAUUUAAUUAUUGUGAAAAGUAAAGGACCGAAAAAAUCUCUCCUUCAAACUAACAGUCCCCUAAAAUGAUGAAUUAAUUUGUGUGGAAAUGUUCUGCCUCCAUGAGUAAACUAGGAUUAGUCCAAAAAAAAAAAACCAAUCACACCACUUUUAUGAAUUAAACUUUAUCACAUUAAAUUAAUGUAGCUAUUAACUUUAUAAAAUAAAUAUGUUUCAUUGGCAACAAACAAAAAUCAAAAUCAGAUUUAAAACCAUAUUUUUAAAGGAAAAGAUGAGUUUGCUUACUUUCACAUAAUUUCAUAAUUCCAUAUUCACAUUCAUUUUGAAACAAGAAAACCUAUUGCUUGUUCCAUAUUUAAUGUCUUUCAUCAUUAAUUUGUUCAUUAUGUCAACAACUGCAAGACCUGAAAGAUUAUAUUUGGAUCAAAUCCUAGAAAAAAUCUCUCUUUGUGGCUGUUAAGGGUAGACACCAAUCUGAUGGCAUUUCAUCAAUCAUAGAAAAUCCUGACUAAAUAAGGCUCUAUGUGGACUUCAGCUCCCAGAAUUCUCCAGCCAAGCAUGCUGGAGUACAUCUUAAAGAUGCAAAGGCUGAGAAACACUCUACAAAGUAUUCUUUGCCUUUGUGUUUAGUUUUUUUGUGCUAAUGAGCACUGAUCAAAAUUCAAAGAGAGACAUCAGGAUUUUUUUCCCCCAAGAAAGUAUCAGAAAAUACAUCUAUCAAUAGUUCCUCCACAGUAGUAUGGCGUAUAUCAGCUGUAAUCAAGCAUGGAAUAGUUCCUUAAAUUCAUUGUCAUUGUACUAUUACAGGCAGUCAAAAACUAUGGAUCUGCUAUAUGUAUUCCAGAAAUGCCCAGACACAGAGAUAUUUAUAAGAGAAUUCAGAUCUAGAUAACAGUGAUCCAUAUGUAUAUGAAUAAGAAUAAUGGUUUCUCACAUGAACAUCUGGUGUAGUGGUUAUACUAUCCUGAAAUCAGGUUUGCUCAUUUUAAUUGUGUUAAAAACCCAGUGCACAAAAUAUACUACAUUUAAAAGCAUACAUUUAUAUGCAUUUUAACAUAACAGCGAUUGACAAUUUUUAAAAGUAUUAUAAAAUAGAUAUGCAGGUAUUUCAAACUAAUGUUCUACAACAGUAAUUUAAAGAAUACAAACUGUUAAAUGUUCAUAGCAAUCUUGUGCUUCUGCUAACCAAAGCUUAAUAAUAUUCAAUAUGUAAACUUAUUAGCGGUACUCUAAAGUUGAAGCUUGAGCAUCGUGCCUGAGCAAAAUCUUAAAAAAUCCUUGUGAUCUUCUUCUAGUUUAUUCAUGGCCUGCUGGGGAUCACGACCCACAGUUUAAGAACCUCUGUUUUGUGGAACAAAGGUAGCUUCCCAUUUGGAUUUAUCUCCCUGUCUAGAAAAGGUAUCUUGGGGUAUAUGUGUGGGUGUUAGUGUAUGUGUCAAUCUUCAAAUAGAAAUUAUAUUAUAAAAUUAUAUAAAUUUUAUGUAUCAUUUGCAGGAGGUGAUUAAAUUAUCUGCUUUUCAGUGAAGGUUUAUCUCAUACAUCAAAGCAUCAACCAAUGUUUUUUACUCUCGGUUGCACAAACCUAGGCCUUUGUUGUUAUUCAGCAACAUUUGGAGAGUCACAGGCUUCCCAUCUCUUAUCCACCAACUUUACAUAAAAUGAUAUGUAGAGGGAACACAUGGUAUGGGAGACAGGAUUAUGCCCAUUGACCAUACAUACCCUCAGUAAAGUGGAAUUAUCUGAUUAUAAAUCUGUAGUAAUCAUAAGCAAAUUCAUGCUUCUUAUGACUUUUGGUAUAUUUGGAAUAUAUUAAGAGUGGGGCCACUCUGAUCUCAGACUCUAGCCCUAUGGAUUCCAUGACAUCUCUCUCUAAUGAGAAAAGUUGAGGAGAAAACAGAUUUAGCCAUUAUCUUGAAGUCAGGGAAAAAAGCAGAAUAAAAAUGCAAAAUAAAUACAUUCAUUUCCUGCAGUA